Molecule: messenger RNA, 3486 nt
Organism: Hemibagrus wyckioides
Lineage: Eukaryota; Metazoa; Chordata; Actinopteri; Siluriformes; Bagridae
Exons: 8
Coding region: 1268-2620 (450 amino acids)
Biological process (GO): lipid transport; lipoprotein metabolic process
Cellular component (GO): extracellular region; membrane
Molecular function (GO): lipid binding
Source: RefSeq, a predicted model, not a curated record
UAGUAACUACUGAUUUAGAGGUACUUGUAUGAUGGAUGUAAAUGCUAGUUAACAAAGACAAAUGCUUGAAAAAUUGUUGAUUACAAUGAUGUUGUGUGGAUUCUCUGUAACAAGCUGCGUUAAAAAAUAUCGAUUUAAGGAAAACAGCAUUACGGUACAUGGAUAAAGGGUACACAAUUGUUUAGAGGAAAGGUACAGGAAAGUAAUUAACAAAUAUUAUCUAGGAUUAUUUUCCCAUAACGGAACACCUUGUUUUGUUUUAUUAUUUACUUGUGUAGAAGGUGUUUUUGAGCAAUAUGAAACCGAGCUGAGUCGACAUUUCAUUAUCAGGAAGUUUCAGAUGUGUUGCUCUUCCAGUUUAGUUAGAUAUUUACACUUACAUAAAAAUAAGUGCAAAAUCCUAAGCAUUGCAAUCCAACUACAGGCAUGGCAAUGGAUAGUAGAAAGAAACGAAAUCUAUGCAGAUGAAACCUGUGGAACUCCAUAUAAGAAGCAACCAGACAUCAGGGUCAAUCCGGCAGCCCUCGAGUUAUCAGUAGAGUUAUCAAUCAUAUAAGCUCUACUCUUCUGGAAAACCUUUCCACUAGAUGUUUGGAUUUGUGAUCAUUCAGACACAAGAGCUUUGGUGAUGUCAGGGGAGGACUUCUGGGGUGCAGUUCAUCUCAAAUGUGUUCAGUGGAAUUGAGCCAGAAUCAGGGCUCUGUGCAGGACACUCGAGUUCUUUCAGUGCAACCUCGACAAACCACGUCUUCAUGGAGCUCACUUUGUGAAAUGCUUAAUGAUCUGCCUUAUCUCUUCUUCAGGGAACCCAGUUUCUGUUAGUGUUGUUAACUGCAUGUCAUAUCAUGUUGAUUCAGUCCCUUGGACUUUCAAGAGGCUCACUUGAGCUAUUAAAGUGCCGGAAAGGCCCUUAAAAUGAAGAUAGUGGUAAUUCCCCCUAAGGGAAAAUACUAACAGGAAGUUCUAAAAAAAAAAAAAAAAAGAGGUAGCAAUGAAGGAAAGUCACUAAGGGUGUGUUAAAAUCACUUUGCAUGGUUGCAUGUUUUGACAGCCUGAGCAUGAUUAGCAUGAACAAUAUGUAGGCUGGCAAACAGGUUCUACAAUGUCACGUGUGAAGUGAUGUAUGUGCUUUUUUGGGAAAGCCUGGCAGUGAGCAACAUGCUGAGAUACACACAGGUACGAAAUCCAAAACAGCGCAUUCUCUGUGAUAUAUGAUAACGUAGCAGAAAGAAAGCUACUAGCAGGGGGAAAAGUGACAUUCGAAAGGAUGGAAGGAAUGUCGCAAGAAGCAAGUCCCAAACCUAAAUGUCCAGCUCGUCCUCCACCACCUGAUCCCUCAAAGCUACGAACCCUACAACUUUCCAGGCUUGAGCAGACAGACGAAUUACAAGCUCAAACAUGUAACCUAUCACUAGAGGAUCUAAAAAUUCCGACAUACAUUGACGUGUUGUCUGACAAGUCGCAAACUAAGGGUGUAGCUCCAGCCAGGCCUCCACCUCCAGUACUGAGGAAAUCAUUCCAUUCUCAGACCACAGAGACAAAGGCUCGUACCCUACCUGCAAAUGCCCCUCCUCCUCGUCCUGUUGCUCCACCUCGGCUUUCUGUGACGCUUCCACGAAAACACUUUCUCUGCCAGUCCCUGUCCGCCGAGCCUACUGAACAUGUUUAUGAAAGCAUAGACGAUGUCCUGUCACAGGAUGAAGGUGGAGGGAGAGGAUUAUCUACAGGCCUAGCAAGAAAAGGGCGUUUUCCUACUUACCACUCAUGGAGUGAAUUGUCUAGUGUGAAUGGAGACCACACCGCAAGGGAGCUGGAUAUCUUGUUAGAGUGGUGGAGAAGUAUAGGAGGCUUGGAGAAUCUACAAAUGGGCUAUCAACAAGAGGAAACAAAAACAAAACCUCUGAUCUUAGUGGCACAAAGGGUAAAAACAGCGAUGCAUCUGUACGAGCUGCUUUUAGUUCAGCGUUGCACGGACGUGCUGAACCAUAUCACUGAGCUACACUGCACUGCAGACAGUCUCGUCAAGUCGAAUAAGAAAGCUCGUCUUGCUAAGCUCACAGGAGGCACCACAGGUGCGGUUGGUGGGGUUACUAUUGCAGCAGGCCUUGCUCUUGCUCCACUGACCUUCGGAGCCUCAUUGGUGGCAACCGGAAUCGGUGUCGGAAUCGUUGCUGCCGGAGGAGUCACAGGGGCAUCAGCAUCUUUCAGCAAAAAAAAGAAAGGGAAUUGGUUAAAGGACAAGGUGGAAAAAAUCAUAAACAGCUACAAAACCCAGAUAGAAGAUAUUCUAGCAUGCUUAAGGUUUAUUGAUAUAGGAAUGGAGCAGCUCAGGCAGCAGGAUAUCACCGAGCUGAAUGAAAUGGGUGCUCCACUGGAGAAAAUAGGCAGAGUUGCUCAUGAAAUGGAAAACAUACACUCAGUGGAUGUUAUAAGUGAGUGUUUCAGCAUCCUGGAGGAUUUGGACUCCUAUUUUCUUGAGGAGGAGGAUCCAAGUACCAAGAGAAACUCUAACACCCAGCUUGCACAGAAAGUCCAUGAGGUAGCUGACAAUCUGAAAGAGUGUGUGGAUCAGCUGAUACGGAUUAAAAAUCUCUUUCGCUCAGUAGAUGAUAGUGUUUGAUUAAAAUGAUACAUUUUGUAAGCUGUAAUGUAUCGUGCAAUGUAUAUAUACACUAUAUCGCCAAAAGUUUUGGGACACCCCUCCAAAACAUAGAAUUCAGGUGGUGUUUUUCAAGGGUUGGGCUCGGCCCCUUAGUUCCAGUGAAAGGAACAUUUUGGACUAUUUCAUGCUCCCAACUUUGUGGGAAAUGUUUGAGGAUGGCUCCUUCCUGUUCCGACAUGACCACACACCAGUGCACAAAGCAAGCUCCAUAAAGACAUGGAUGAGCGAGUUUAGUGUGGAGGAACUUGACUGGCCUGCACUGCACUGAGUUCUGAACUCAACCCGAUUUAACACUUUUGGGAUGUAUUAGAGCGGAGACUGUGAGCCAGGCCUUCUCGUCCAACAUCAGUGCCUGACCUCACAAAUGAUCAAAAAUCCCCAUAAACGCACUCCUAAACCUUGUGGAAAGCCUUCCCAGUAGAGUUGAAUCUGUUAUAGCUGCAAAGGGAGGGCCAACUCCAUUUUAUAUUCAUGUGCAUGUAAAGGCGGCUGUCCCAAAACUUUUGGCGAUGUAGUGUAUAUACAUAUAUAUAUAUAUUUAUAAAUAUAGAUGUUUGUUAUAGAUAUAAUAGAGCCUUUAGCUUUAAUCAUCUAUCCAGUAUGAUGACCCUGAUGUUAUGUCCAUGUAUUGAUGAAACGUCUCAUUUUAUACCACAGGUAUGUUGAAUGCCUGAUUCUGAUUGGGUCGAAGCUGUUAAACAGGAACAUCUUCUGUUAUGUGGCAGAUGCUCUGCAUAAAAGGAUUUAAAAAAGUUUUUAAUUGUUGAUGGUUAUUUUUUGGUUAAGUUACAAUUUUUUUAGUAUAUUUGUAACAAUCAAAUCUG